AUGCUCCCCCCAUUGUCCACUGGCCCAUCAGGGACGUCCUUGAGCCCUGUCCUCCCAUCUCAGCCACUAUGGGUGGGGACUCCUUCCAUCUCAAAACGACAUUCUCUGAGGUCAGACAUCCUCCCUCUUCUCCCUCCAUCUCCAUCCUCUUCAUUGGCUCCUGACUCACCUCAUUCCAUCAUCUUUUCCAAACCAGCCAAGCGACCCACCAAAGUGCCUCCUUCCCCCCAAAUAGCUCCAACUGACUCCUCUUCAAGUCAGAGUAUAGCUAAUCCCCUAAACCCUUUUGUUGAUGAAAUGAACCACACUCCAUCCAAAAAUGCCCAGGAUUUAAUAGGCAUCCCUCGUCUAGGUUUUUCCGGAUUGUCAACAAAGCAGUAUUCGGAGCUGUCCCCCACGGAGGGUCCUCGCACAGCAGGUUCCCCGACACCAGAGUUUCUGAGCUCCGGGGCAGAACUGACCCAUCUGUCUCCCCUUCCCCUAGUACCUGGAAGUCUUCAGCUCCCAGGUGGAACUCUCUCAUGGUCAAGGUUGGAAGUGACUUCAAGUCCUGCAUCCACCCAGCCAGUAGAAGCGGAGGUGGUCGAAAGAGUGCACAAGGAGGUUUUGAAGAGUGUGGAGGCAGCCGCCACCCAAGGGGCCGUGCCUUCGCUUUUCCAGACUGCUGAGUCAGUGGAAGUGAUGAGCAGAAAGCUAGCCCCCGCCACUGCAAGAGGCUCUGCUAACCCACUGCAUUGGUCAGCAGCUCCAGAGAGCUCCAGAGGGCCUGCCCUUUCUGCAGAACACACAUCGUUCUCCUUGGUGCCUCCCACUGCAGCUGGCCGAGGACAAGCCAUCCUUUCUGGGGAGGUUCCUGCAUCACCACCGAAGGGCACAGCAGAAGACUUUCCCUCCAAACCCGCUUUUCUGAAGCUGGCGCAGAAUCGUGCCUCUCCAUCCACUGAGCCCCAAAUGCCAGCUCCUCAGGAAGAGGGCCGUGAUGGACCCCCUCCUACUGCAGCUACUGACUUCCUCCUCUCAAGCAAAUCUCCUAAUAUCCUUGCCACGACUUGGACAUUUCCCCUGCAGAAAGAAGACGGUGUGACAGCUGUUUUAAAGAAAAACGAAAAGGCAAAUUUGACAGUGGCUCUCCAGACCCUUCCAAGUAAAGAGAUUCUGAGUCUUCACACCGUAAAUGGCUUCACCUCUGAUUUUAGCACUGAUCGCAUUCCACCCACUGUCAUUACAACACCAAGAACAAACUUUUCUCCAGAAUUACCUCCACGUUCCAUCCCCUCCGUACGAACCGCCCAGACUGUUGCCCCAUCUCCCAGCUUUCCCAACAGCCAGCCACAGACUCACGCAGCUGCGAUGGACCCUUCGGAGUUGCCAGUUUCAACUUCCAAACAGUUGGCAGCAUUUCCUUCCUCCGCUGAGGUCUAUGAUUUCUCAACAAUGGGAAACGUGAAAAAGCCAGCAGUCUCAGAUGUUUCCUGGAGUUCUCUUUCAGCAGAAACUGGAUCCCUUUCCACAGAACCAACGAUAUCUGGCUUGCUGCAGCAAACAAAUUAUGGUAUAAAUGGGCACACAAUUAACUCCACAAGUUGGAAAACUCAUUCAACUUCCUCUACUGCCCCCAGUGGUUUAGCUUCAGCUGUUGGAACAAUAGAAUCUCAGGAUCUCAAAGACACUGCUGGGCAUUUAGCAACUGCAGAAGGCUUUAGCAUUCAGGAUCCAGUCCUCGAUACAAGCACCAACCAGCCCAUCCAACAGUUGGAUGUGACCAUGGCUGGAAACCAUACAGAUGUCUUAUCCAUAAUAAGUAACAGUACUCAUUCCAGAGACUCCCAACCAGCUGAGGUUGAAGAUUACCCAUCCACAAGUCAACAUGUCAAGUCUCAUCUCCAUCUACGACAGCCUACCCAUCCAGCACAUCCUGUCUUGCUAACCUCUCCAAGUCUGCCUUCCACCGCUGGCUCGCAGGAAGUGUUUUCAGAUAGAAUGGAUACACGUUUCCAAAUUCCCAGCAGCAUCUCCCCAUCUCCUGUGAUAAAUGCUUCCGCACCAUUCCAGAGUGUCCUGAGAUAUCACUCUACUGCUGAGUCUCCUCUGUCAGCCAGAGCCUUAUCCAGGGCCCCAUCCAAAGUGCUUCUGCCCUUGCAGCUCCCCAAGACAUGGACAGGUGCAGCCACGAAUGCAGUGGACUUCACAGUGCCGUCCAAGGCAGAACCCACGGCGGCGGCGGCACCGACGUUGUUUCUGAGGAAAUCAAGUCCACCGGCACUGUCUGCAGCCUUGCUCGCUAAGGGCACCGGCAGCAGCCCUUCGGCCGUGGCCUCAGGACUAGUCAAGAGCAGUUUGACCACUGCUCUAGCCAAAAACGUCACAAACAACACAGCACCUGGCCCGAAGGCGACCCCAGGCGCAGUCCACCCAGCCUUCUCCUUCACGCCAACCUACAUGUUUGCGAGAUCGGCACACACCAUGAGCACUCACACAGCCAUGCAAGUGAACACGGGCGCUGCCUCUGGCCUGCUGUCCACAACACACCUCCCCAGGAAACCACAAGCCAUGCACACGAACUUCCCAAACGCCGCCAGCCCAGACAUGCCCAGGGCGUCCACCACGCGCGCACUGACAAUCACGGCAGCCUGGACGUCCCUCACCGCACCGGUGAGGGCGACCCGGUUGCCGCCUCUGCUGGCAGAAAACCCAAAUGCUGCUCUACCUGCUGUGUCGACAGCUAUGGUCACAACCGGCAAAAUGGCAUCCAACCUGGAGUGUCAGAUGUCCAGUAAACUCCUGGUGAAGAUAGUUCUCUUUCUGAUGCAAAGGAGAGUGCAGAUCAGUGAAACCCUGAAGCUCAAUAUAGCCAAAGGGCUCACACAGGCCCUGCGGAAGGCUUUCCACCAGAACGACGUCUCGGCUCACGUGGACAUUCUGGAACAUUCUCACAAUGUCACAGUUGGUUAUUAUGCUACCAAAGGGAGGCUGGUGUACUUGCCUGCUGUAGUGAUCGAAAUGCUGGGUGUUUAUGGGGUCAGCAACGUCACUGCAGAUCUGAAGCAGCAUACCCCAAACUUGCAGUCUGUGGCAGUACUCGCCUCCCCGUGGAACCCCCAGCCUGCAGGCUACUUCCAGCUCAAAACAGUGCUUCAGUUUGUGAGCCAGUCUGACAACAUCCAGUCCUGCAGGUUUGCUCAGACAAUGGAACAGAGGCUGCAGAAGGCCUUCCAGGAUGCCGAGAAGAAGGUUCUGAAUACCCAAAGCAACCUGACGAUUCAGAUUGUGAGCACGUCCAACGCCUCCCAGACUGUCACCUUGGUGUACGUGGUGGGCAAUCGGAACUCAUUCCUCAAUGGCACCGUCGCCAGCAGCCUCCUCCGCCAGCUCUCGGCCGAGCUGGUGGGGUUCUACCUCACCUACCCGCCGCUCACCAUCGCUGAACCACUGGAAUAUCCCAACCUUGACAUAUCGGAGACAACCAGAGACUACUGGGUAAUUACAGUGCUGCAGGGCGUGGACAAUUCGCUGGUGGGUCUGCACAACCAGAGCUUCGCCCGGGUCAUGGAGCAGCGCCUGGCCCAGCUGUUCAUGAUGUCCCAGCAACAAGGCCGGCGCUUCAAACGGGCCACCACCCUGGGAAGCUACACCGUACAGAUGGUCAAGAUGCAGCGCGUGCCGGGACCCAAGGACCCAGCGGAGCUGACUUACUACACCCUGUACAACGGGAAGCCUUUGCUGGGGACUGCAGCUGCCAAGAUCCUGAGCACCAUUGACUCCCAAAGGAUGGCCUUGACCUUGCAUCACGUUGUCCUUCUGCAAGCUGACCCUGUGGUGAAGAACCCACCCAACAACCUGUGGAUCAUCGCCGCGGUGCUGGCACCCAUCGCCGUGGUCACCGUCAUCAUCAUCAUCAUCACUGCUGUGCUCUGCCGGAAGAACAAGAACGACUUCAAGCCGGACACUGUGAUGAACCUGCCUCAGAGGGCAAAGCCUGUGCAAGGCUUUGACUAUGCCAAACAGCACCUGGGCCAGCAAGGGGCCGACGAGGAGGUCAUCCCCGUGACCCAGGAGACGGUGGUCCUCCCACUCCCUGUUAGAGAUGCUCCUGCCUCGCAGGAAAGGGACGUCGCCCAGGACGGAAGCACCAUCAAGACGGCCAAGUCCACCGAAACCAGAAAGAGCAGGUCGCCCAGUGAGAAUGGCUCUGUCAUCAGCAACGAAUCAGGGAAGCCCAGCUCGGGGGGGCACUCGCCCCAGAAUGUAAUGGCACAGCAGAAAGUGACAAAGGAGGAGGCACGGAAGAGGAAUGUGCCAGCGAGUGAUGAAGAGGAAGGAGCAGUUCUUUUCGACAACUCCGGCAAGGCAGCUGCCGACCCUUUCGACACGUCCUCUGGGUCUGUGCAGCUCAUCGCAAUAAAACCCACAGCCCUCCCCGUGGUGCACCCCACCCCGGACCGCAGCCAGGAGGCUGCGGUGCUCAACGGCGAGGUGAACAAAGCCCUGAAGCAGAAGUCAGACAUCGAGCACUAUCGGAACAAGCUGCGCCUCAAAGCCAAGAGGAAGGGGUAUUACGAUUUCCCUGCUGUGGAGACAAGCCAGGCUCAGACGGAAAGAAAAAAGAUGUACGAGAAAGCCCAGAAGGAAAUCGAGCACGUGUUGGAUCCCGACCCAGAAUUGUGCGCCCCGUUUGCGGAGUCUAAAAACAGGCAACAGACGAAGAACUCUGUCUACCGAAGCCGGCAGUCUCUGAAUAGCCCAAGUCCCGGGGAAACAGAAAUGGACCUUCUGGUGACUCGGGAGCGACCCCGGCGUGGAAUUCGUAACAGCGGAUAUGAUACUGAGCCUGAAAUCAUAGAGGAAACCAACGUUGACAGAGUUAACGAGCCCCGGGGCUACGCCAGGUCUCGGCAGGUGAAAGGCCACUCGGAGACCUCCACGCUCAGCUCCCAGCCCUCCAUCGAUGAGGUCAGGCAGCAGAUGCACAUGCUGCUGGAGGAGGCCUUCAGCCUGGCCUCGGCGGGCCACGCGGGCCAGAGCCGGCACCAGGAGGCCUACGGCUCAACGCAGCACCUGCCCUACUCGGAGGUGGUGACCAGCGCUCCGGGGACCAUGACGCGGCCCAGGGCUGGGGUGCAGUGGGUGCCGACUUACCGCCCAGAAAUGUACCAGUACAGUCUGCCCCGGCCGGCCUACAGGUUUUCCCAGCUUCCGGAAAUGGUCAUGGGCUCUCCCCCUCCGCCUGUACCUCCCCGGACUGGCCCUGUGGCGGUCGCUUCUCUCAGGCGGUCCACCUCCGACGUCGGCAGCAAAACGAGGAUGGGCGAGUCCGCGGGGCCCGAGCCCGCCCAUCUGCACGACAGCGCCUCCUUCGCGCAGGUGUCCAGGGGCCCGGUGUCCGUGGCGCAGCUGGAUCAGUCGGCUUUAAAUUACUCAGGUAAUACGGUGCCGGCAGUGUUCGCCAUCCCAGCUGCCAACAGACCGGGCUUCACUGGCUACUUCAUCCCGACACCCCCCUCGUCCUACAGGAGCCAGGCCUGGAUGUCCUGUGCAGGAGAGCACGAGCUCCCGGGCCAGUGGGCCGAUUCGGUCCCCCUCCCAGGCUACAUCGAGGCCUACCCCCGGUCACGUUAUCAGCAGAACUCUCCCUCCAGGCUUCCUCGCCAGUACAGCCAGCCAGCCAGCAUGCACCCCAGCUUGGAGCAGGCCCCUGUGCCCUCCACAGCCGCCUCCCAGCAGAGCCUGGCAGAAAACGACCCUCCCGACACACCCCUGACCAACAUCUCCACAGCGGCCCUCGUAAAGGCCAUCCGGGAAGAGGUGGCCAAGCUGGCCAAGAAACAGACGGACAUGUUUGAGUUCCAGGUCUAAUGCCUUAGCCCCAUGGGACUUCCCGACUGUGAGGAAAGAGUUUUGGGGC
This is a messenger RNA of Molossus molossus (Pallas's mastiff bat), 5902 nucleotides long. RefSeq names its product KIAA1549 like. The coding region runs from base 1 to 5853 and encodes 1950 amino acids. The transcript has 20 exons. Lineage: Eukaryota; Metazoa; Chordata; Mammalia; Chiroptera; Molossidae. The record is from RefSeq and is a predicted model, not a curated record.